GAGAGAGAGAGAGACCACCCCAUGCCCGUUAUCACCAUGCUGUAUGAAGGUGGAGUCAUUUGGGGGUAGAGAGAGAGAGAGAGAGGAGCAGAGCAGCAGAAGACAUGGAUUAUCUGACAUGCGUCUGGACUGACCAACAUUCCUCUUAAAGUCUUGAAUCCUGUUUUCCUCCUCAGAGUGAAGUCUGAAGAUGCGUUCCCGCACAUGCAGAGUGUAGAUGGUGAGGUGUAUCUUUUUUUGAUUUCACUGGAUCUAAGGAGUUUGGGAUAUCUGGGAUAUCAGUGAACUAUUUUUUUUUUUCUUAAAUUGAGCACCUGCUUGGAAAUGCAAGGAAACAGCCGGAGCAGCCAAAACUUACAAACACAGUAAUAUUGUAUUUUUUAUGUAAUAUUUGAUCAUUCAGACUGACUUAUUCUAAUAAAAAAGAAGAAGCUGAUCAUCGGCCUUAAAUACAGAGGGAAAUCCAAGAAAAUUAAGACUCUGCAGCAGAACCAUCCCCAACCAGCCGGGACUGUGGAGGGUUUUCCUCCCUGCCCUCCCAGCCUCUCCUCAUCCCCAGCAGCAUGUCCCAGGCUCUGAGGCUGCCACUAGUCCUCCACACAGCACACUACCAUGAUCAGAUGGGCUGCUGGAGGGAGUAAGGCUGCCUCUGCCUCGUCCUGCUCCAGGGCUGGGUUAGGGGCUCUUUCUGGCUCUGGGACCAACUCUAGACCAAGGUCAUCAGCACUGCAUUCCUCCCUGUCUUUGCCUCUCCUGCUGGCCCUGGUGCUUUUCUCCUUUUCCUUGUCUGGGGCGGCCUGCCAUCAGCUCCGCAGAGAAAGACUGAGGCUCGCCAACCCACGAGCUCUCAGAGUUCCACUGAACAUUUCGGAGACUGAGCUCGCCUUCAGGCCCAGGACCAGUGGGGGCACUCUGGGUCGGACUGGAGGACCGCAGGGUAGACAUGUGCGCAGCUACAAUCACCUCCAAGGGGAUAUACGCAGGAGGAAGCUGUUCUCUUUCCAGAAGUUCUUCCUGAGGAUCGAUAAGAAUGGAACAGUCAGUGGAACCAAGAGCAAGGAUGACCCUCUCAGUGUCCUGGAAAUCACCUCGGUGGACGUGGGAGUGGUGGCCAUCAAAGGGCUGAGCAGCAACUACUACCUGGCUAUCGGCAGGAAGGGAGACCUGUACGGAGCGAGAGAGUUUGGCGUGGACUGCACCCUGAAGGAGCGGAUCGAGGAGAACGGCUACAACACAUACGCAUCAGCUGCGUGGAGGAACAAGAAGCGGCAGAUGUUCAUGGGUCUGAACGUCCACGGGAGGCCGCUCAAAGGGAAGAAAACACGCAGGAAGAACACGGCCACCCACUUCCUUCCAAUUAUGGUGUGAGCUGAGGAGCUCCACUGGAGGGGGAGACUACGCAGCACUGGACAGAGAGGUUUUCAAUAAAGCUGUAAAAUAAAAGACAUUCACUGGAAAAUCUCUCAUUGGGAAACAAGGCACUAACACUGUUACACAAAAAUGUGGUCUCUGCAAAGGACUUUGAGUGAGAUCAUGUUCUGUAUUUGGUGGGAGAAGGUGAUAACUGUGUUUUCUGUGGCACAGGACGCAAUAUUUAUCCUUUUUUUCUCUGUGCCAAACAGUUUGCAACUGGAGCAUGUGUGUAAUGUGGACAACACAGGAGACAGUGUCCCAGUUAAUGAACUGUAGUAGAUACAGAAGUAUCUCCAGAUGUUAUUUAUAAUCCAUAUUUUUCUGCGAGAAGUAAAGGGGAGGGAUAGAAAAUGACUACAGUAUGAUGAGAGAAAUGAUCAGUCAGUUUAUUGUGACAGCAUUAAAUAAUAGAGGAUACCACACAUUUAAAGCAAAUGUUUAAUACUUAACCACUGUUUUUUGACUGUAUUGUUAUGAUUUAUUUAUUUCGUGAAAUAUUUAACUGGAGGGGAACACUUACAAGGCAAGCAUUUCUUUGCAUGCUCUACUUUUUAUAGGAACUCUACUAUGUGAAAAUAAAAUUUCCA
Molecule: messenger RNA, 2000 nt
Organism: Paralichthys olivaceus (Japanese flounder)
Lineage: Eukaryota; Metazoa; Chordata; Actinopteri; Pleuronectiformes; Paralichthyidae
Product: fibroblast growth factor 10-like
Biological process (GO): animal organ morphogenesis; positive regulation of canonical Wnt signaling pathway; wound healing
Cellular component (GO): cytoplasm
Molecular function (GO): growth factor activity; chemoattractant activity; type 2 fibroblast growth factor receptor binding
Source: RefSeq, a predicted model, not a curated record